UACAGUGUGAGCUGUGAUUGGUCACAGCUUGUCACAUGGCACAAGGCUGUUGUGAAUAGCCUUGUACCAUGUGACCUCUGGCCCAAUCAGUGAUCACAUGCAAAGUAGUAAGCAAGAUGUCACUUCUGACGUUGCUUACUACGUGUGAAAUCUGUGAUUACAAUCAGUGAUGACAUGAUCGGGAACUCGCAGAGAGGUCCCGUCCGACGAGCGAUGUUCCCGGAGAGAAACUCUUCUCUCCCUCUGCAGCUUGUCGGCGAACUGUCACAGAGCAGGCUGUGUGUAAACAAUGCAGCCCUGCUCUGCGUC
Molecule: messenger RNA, 309 nt
Organism: Staurois parvus
Lineage: Eukaryota; Metazoa; Chordata; Amphibia; Anura; Ranidae
Source: the annotation of a GenBank genome assembly